Messenger RNA from Colletotrichum orchidophilum, 1035 nucleotides. Its product is annotated as bromodomain associated domain-containing protein. The transcript has 3 exons. The record is from RefSeq and is a predicted model, not a curated record. Gene Ontology annotation, molecular function: protein heterodimerization activity. NCBI's taxonomy places the organism in Eukaryota, Fungi, Ascomycota, Sordariomycetes, Glomerellales, Glomerellaceae. Bases 1 to 1035 code for a protein of 344 amino acids.
AUGACACCCCCGCCGGUCCUCUUUCACGCCCUCCUCCGCCCCGCAGUCCUCCAGAUUCUGCGCUCGACAGGCUACCACGCCGCGCGACCCGUGGUUCUUGAUGCUGUGACGGAGCUUGCGGCGCGCUACAUGUUCGCCCUCUGCCAGGCGACGGCGCGUCACGCGGGCGACAACGACCCACAAGGCGAUGGCCCGGGCAUCGUGGACAUGCGCAUGGCGCUGCAGGAGCUGGGCGCCGUGCCCCCAGACGACGUGCUCGCUGAGGGAAGAGGCGCGAUAUUGGGCGAGAUUCUGGACUCGCUGGACGACGAAGGAAGAAUCGAGGCAGGUGCAGAGGUAGCGGCAGCGGCAGCGGUCGUGCCGAACGGCGAGGGAGACCUGACAACGGCUACGCCGGUAGCGGUGGCUGAGAGAGGACGUGACAGAGAGGGAAUCGUCGAGGACACCAGAGGCGUGGACGAGUUCAUCAAGUGGUUCUCGGGACCGCGGAACAAGGCCAUUCGCGAGGCGGCGGUCGGUGAUGGGGAGUUAGAGUUGGGCGACUACUUGAACGUCCUGAAGAAGAAGCACAGCAAAACCGGCGAAGAUUCAAAGUACCACGGCACUAUCAUCGGCAAGGGUAACGACGUAGGCGAGGUCCAAGUCGAAGGCGGCGACCUCCCGAGCAUCCACACCUGGAGGUCCAAGAUGCAAGGCCCGCCGCCGGGCAGCGCGCCGUCGGCGACCUCGCCGCGCAUCAAGGAGGAGUCGAGACCACCGAGCUCGGGGUUGAGCUCUGGGACAAACAUGCGGAAACGGAAGCGCGCCAGCAGCACUGCCAGUCAAGCGAGCGUGGCCAGCACCAGCACGAGUAGGACCGAGGGUCGUGAGAGUCGCGCAGUCCGCCCGAGAGGGGGCCGGGGCCGAGGCGGGUCGACGAUGGCUGGAGGCAGGGUCAAGGCCAGCAGCAGAGCCAGGGCCGCGGCUAAGAGCAAGUCGAACAACAAGAAGAAGGACAGGGAGAAGGAGAGAGAUAAUGGUGGUUUCACGGCAUAG